CGAUAUUUUGAGCAAAGAACGCGAAAAAAAAUUUAAAAUAUCUGUUCACCCAAAGAGGCCCUUAUUUCAGGGGUUAAACUCAAGGCUGAUAAUCCGACCACCCGUACAAGGUCCUUUGUGUCUUGAGAAUAAUAGCAGUUUCUAUUUAUAAACAAAUGAGAUUAAACCGUCUACUGAGGUAUUGUAAUUAGAUCGGAUGAUUUAAAGGCAACGCAGACAAAGCGCAAAAUCUUAUGAAGCGAGCAGACGUCAGGGAACAUCAUUCCAAUAGGAACAACACAAGAAUUCAAGCCUGAGGAUUGUUUAUUAUACAGCUGAAAGUUGCAAAUAUGCUUCAGAGCCGUAAAAGAACUGCCCAACAGGCAGCCGGAGUAGGAGGGAAGAGGCAGCGCAUUGCUAAACCAGCACCAAUGUACAGCCACCGGCGAAACAUGUUCUCAAAGGGUGAUCAUGACCGUCAUAAGCCGUGGGCUGCACUUGGUGCGUGGUUCAUGGGACCCAAGGCAGAGAAUGGAGAUGUGUUCCACGAACUUGUGACUCAAACUAUCGAUUCACAGAUAAAAUUCCGUCGACACGUUUAUUUUCCAUGUGAUCCUCCUUACGUGACAGACGAGCUUCGUAAGGCAGAAGCCUUUCAAGAUGCCAUGGAUAAGUUGAAAACAGAGAUGGAAGCACUUCAAAAUAAGAUGAUGAAUUCUGUGCCAUUCUACAGCUCACGAUACAAGGGCCAUGUCAACUGGGAUGUAGCGAUGCCAGCCCACCUUGGUUAUAUUUGUGCCCUGCUGUAUAAUCAGAACAACUGCGCAGCGGAGGCCUCCACCGUUACCACUACGUUUGAGCUGGAAGUCGGGACCGACUUGUGUGUCAUGAUGGGGUACGACAGAGAUAAGAGUAUGGGACAUUUGGUCACCGGGGGAUCCGUUGCCAACAUUGAAGCUAUUUGGGCAGCAAGAAACGUCAAGUUUUUUCCUUUGGCACUACAGAGGGCUCUAACGAAAGAAAAGAAAUUGGCUGCCGCAAAACAUUACAAGGUUUUCUUUCCCCAAAGAGGGAAGAAAGGUGAACGAGGUGAACUUACAAGUGGUUCUGAAUGGGAACUCCUGAAUCUCGAAACCGCCUCCAUCCUUGCCAUGCCUACCGAUGUAGAGAAACUGACGGAAUUAGAACACGGUGAAUUUAUGGACAUCAUGUCUGAUUACCUCUACGAAUCCAUUGGAGCUGCCGAAUUUGGUCGCCGGCAUCCUCUGAUAGAGAAGUCUUGUGUCGUGGUACCAAGCACUGCUCACAUUUCCCUUACAAAAGCAGUAACUAUUUUGGGAUUAGGAAAGAAUAGCCUUGUACCAGUGGCAGUCGAUGAAGAAUCCCGAAUGGACGCGAAAGUACUGAACAACAUUCUAGAGAAGCACCUUGAGAAAGAAAUUCCUGUGAUUGCGGUCGUGGCCGUAAUGGGAACCACCGAGGAGAGUGCUAUUGAUCCACUCACUGAGAUCCUGAAAAUAAGAAAAGACUUUAGCAAAAAGGGUCUCGACUUUAGCAUCCACGCUGACGGAGCCUGGGGAGGAUAUUUCUGCAGCAUGCUGCGUGAACAGCCUACGACUCAUUACUUACGGGCGCCAGAAGAUUCAGGCUUUGUCCCACAGAUGUACCUGAGUUCCUAUGUUCACGACCAGUUGUCAGCUCUAGACCAAUGUGAUACAAUCACCAUCGAUCCCCACAAAUCUGGCUUCUGUCCAUACCCGGCAGGAGCGCUGUGUUAUAAAGACAAGCAGAUGAAUACCUUCCUACAGAUUACCACAAGUGUGGUCUAUUACCAUGGUGAUAUGACACUUGGAGAUAUCGGAAUUGAAGGUUCUAAGCCGGGUGCAGCAGCCGCAUCAGUAAUGCUGGCAAACCGAGUUAUUGGUCUCCACAAGAACGGCUAUGGUCGAAUUCUGUCUGAAUGCACCUACACCGCUAAAAUGCUGUACUGUCUUUGGCUGACGCUCCCUGAGGACGAUGAUCAGUUCAUAAUAGAAACUACCAAGCCUCUGCCACCUAAAUGGAAAAAUAUGUCAGAGAAGGAACAAAUCAAGUUUAUGAGAGAGAGAAUCAUUGGAAAAACUAACGAAGAACUUGCAAAGGACCAUGAAGCCAUGGAGUACUUGACAGAGAUUGGUCCAGACACAUUAGUUCCAUGCUUUAGCGUCAAUUUGAAAGGCAAUAAAAGUGUUGAUGUCUGCAACCAGAUCAAUAUGGCGAUUUUUCAAGAUCUAAGCCAUUCCACCGGAGAGAUGACUGCACAUAGAAUCCCGAUGAUCGUGACGGCAUCAAGCAUGCUCCAUCAUAAACACAGCACCGCCCUGAAGAGCUAUAAGAAGAGACUUGGGUUGGAGCACAAGGAUGAAUCAGCUGUCAAGUUUGUUAUUACUACUUGCAUGGAUCCAUGGGCAACAUCCGUCGACUUCUUGAAUGACUUGGCCGCCAUUAUGAGGAAUAGCAUUCUGUGUGCCAUUGGAACGGUAACAGAUUCCAAAUCCCACCACGACUUCGUCAGCACCGGGGUCGUCAAUAGCGAGCGUGAACUAAUCGUCUAUUACGCCGGCAACUUCAAGGACGUCUCCAAGCAGUAUGCCACAGUUGCCACGCUCAAAUUCAAUUCUAAGAGCCAAGCCGACGAGUACACCACGAAACAAGAUGCUCUGAUGAGAACCAGCACCGAGCCGCAACCAAUUGUCUUCAGGAGCAAGGCUAACGCCACACUCCAUGAUGUGUUUUUUGGAGAAUCGGAGUACGGAGAUCAGGAGGAAUUAUUUGAAUGUUUCGUUGGAAUGCCUUCCCACGGGAACAAACCUUUCAUGACAGCUAACAUGAAGGUGUUAGACGUUCCUCAGUACGAGCACUUUGAUGACGAAGAAUAUCCAGAGUCCAGUUCCUACUUCAUGUACGGUGACAAGAAAGAUGCAUUCUUGUUCCACAUUCCAACAAAGAAUCCUGACUUCCUACAGAUCGUUCAACUGGAUGACAUUCCAAAUGGAGUCGGUACAGAGGGUAAUAAGGAUUUGUUGCUGAAGAAAGGUGUUGAAGUCAGCAUACCUGAUAUUGAUGGAACUCCGACGACCGCAGCCGGAGAAGUCCAGGACCCGCUGAAGAAAAAGCACUACGACAUUACGUUCGUGGGAAUAGAUGGAGAAGAAGUGAAGACCAGGGUAAAGCUUGGCAGGAAGAUUUGGUUCGAUGGAACGAGAAUCAACAAGUGAAGCUUACUGAUCCAGUUCAUUGAUUAAGAUCAUUAAAAGGCAUCGAGGGUUUCUUAGAAAGAGACAGAACUUGUAAGAAGUACUGUGAAAAAGUUGCUCAGUUAUGAUUUGUAACCUUCUGUUUGGUGUAUAAUGUCAAUCCGUUAGUUAGUUUUUUACACUACUUCGAUUAAGCCCAGUAGCGUUAUUUCAAAGUGACAGUCAUUGUUAACAGUAGACCAUAUUCGUAUUCCCGGUAUUGGACUGGAACUAGCUUGCAAGUGAGGCUAAUGCGGGGAGUCUUUUCAAAUGCAAAUGAAAUUAAUCUCUUUUUCAUGAUAUUCCCCAGCAUGAGCCUCUGUUGCAAGCUAGUUCCAGUCCAAUACCGAGAAUAGGAAUAUGACCUAUUCCAGGAACAUUUGUUGCUCAUUAAUUCUAACUAUAGAAUAAUCCAUUUGCCAGUUAGAGAAAAGGAAAUGAUGAUAAUGACAAAUUUUAACUGUCAAGCUAUUAUAAUGCCGAUCAAUAAACUCAUGAUCAUUUUGAGCAUUGUUUUUUCCAUUGGCUAACAUGUGCUGGGACAUUAAUCUAAUGAAGUUUAUAUUAAUAAACAAGUAGGUAACCUCA
Messenger RNA from Orbicella faveolata, 3842 nucleotides. RefSeq lists its product as uncharacterized. NCBI's taxonomy places the organism in Eukaryota, Metazoa, Cnidaria, Anthozoa, Scleractinia, Merulinidae. The record is from RefSeq and is a predicted model, not a curated record. Gene Ontology annotation, molecular function: carbon-carbon lyase activity; pyridoxal phosphate binding. Gene Ontology annotation, biological process: carboxylic acid metabolic process.